GCAACGAACAGCCGAGCUAGGCCGCGGGCACGGCAGGCUACAGUGACAACAACAAAAAACAUAGCCGGCCAAACAAACUAAAUAAAAAAGAAACUAAUUUAACGAAUAAACCCCCAUUAAUAAUUUGUUUAAUUCAUUUGAAAAAAGCAACUACAGCGGAGGAUUAAAUAAAACUAAAAAUUUCGUUGACCGGGCGGCGGGGGGGGAGGAAGGCUUUUACCGACUCUCGCCUAGUCGCCUCUGCGGGCCUGAGGCGCCCCUUCCCCCGCCGGGCGAAUCUAUCCGAGCGGGGGGGCGGGUGUUUUAACAUAGGCCUAGAUUUUUUUGUUAAAAUAUUAAAUUUACCACUCUGUACCUAAUAAACACGCGCAUUACAUACAUAACAUGUACUCUGUGAGCGUAUAAACGUUUAGAGAGGUUUAUUUCGGGAAAAUGCGGGCGUUUUUGCCGGCCAGUGUUCCGGCGGUAACCACGAUUUGGAUAAUCGCCGCUCUCUUUGUCGUCAUCUUGACACUUUGUGGCUACGUGGACGAGACGGCGCUGGCGCUAGACCCGUCCAGAAUGGGCCUCAAUCUGCAAGUGAGUAAGGGCGUGUGGAAUGUACCAUCCACUGCGAGGGGGAAGAGUUGGUCUUCCAGAAUGCGGCUCAAUCUGCAACUCUACAGGCUGGUGACCCACCCCAUGUGCCCCUGGGGGUUGGCGGGCCUCGUGGGGAUGGGCGCCUGGGGGUGGCUCCCCUCCCCGCUGCUCGUGGGGCUGCUGGGAGUGCCUCUGGAGAGGCUCCUGGGCUCCGCACGCUUCGGCCUCCUGGCGCUACUCACCUCCCUCCUCGGAGGGCUCCUGGGCCUGGUCCUCUGGACGCUGCUGGGCCCUCCGCCAAUGGGAAUCCAAUGGGCCCCAGCGUGGGGCCCUAUUCCCGGACUCGUGGGGGCCCUCGCCUGGGCCACGUGGCCCCGGGCAGGGAACCGUCGCUAUGGCGGUGGCGGCGGUGACCCCCCGGGACUCAUGAAGCUCCUGGGGACGGUCCCCGCUUGGGUCCUGCCCUGGGGGGCCCUGGGGCUCUCGGAGCUGUUCGUCCCGGGGGCCCCCACCCUCACGGGGGGCCUGGCGGCCCUCGUGGGCAUCGCCCUUCACUGUGGAAUCUGCGAGCGCCUCUUCCCGUCCCCGGCGUCCCUCGCCUCCCUCGAGCGCUGGGUGGUGGUGCGCUGGGUGGUGCCUCGCUGGGUACGUGUCGUGCCCAGCCACUGCGGUCACUCGUCGCUGCCCACUCACCGCUACAAUCCUCCGGCGGGCUCCUACCCCACCCAGCCUCCGCCCAUGUCCACCACCACCGCCGGCCCUCCUUCCCACCACCACCACAACGUCCCCACGACGUCGCAUGGACGACCACCACCACCACCACCUCCUCCUGUCCACUACUGGGGCGUUGGCAGCUCCGCCAUCACCACCGGCCCUCCUCCUCCCCACCACCAGCACCACCACCACCUCGCCAACGUCCCCACGACGUCACACGGACGACCUCCUCCUGUCAGCUACUGGGGCGACGGAGCGGCCGGUCGUCACGGCGACGAGGAGGAGCACGGGGAGGAGGAACGGCGACUCGACGAGGUGAUGCUGAGGGCGGCCAUCGCCGCCUCCCUGGCCGAGGGAGGAGGUGGAGGUGGUGGAGGUGAAGGAGUCGCAGAAAUCCCACAAAACUCCGUGUCGGCGUUCAGGCUGUCCCAGCUGGAGGCGAUGGGCUUCCCGCGGGCCCCCUCGGUGGUGGCGCUGGCCGCCUCACGUGGGGGCCGCGUGGAGGGGGCCGUGGGGCUGCUGGCCGAGGGGGGGGUCGGGGUGGAGGCGCGCGUCACAGCGGGACACCACAACCACCACCACCACAACCACCACCACCACAACCAGGAGGAGUGUAGCAGCCACCAGCAGCACCACCAUCACGUGCACUGUCAGCAUCAGCACUAGACGUGGAUACUGAAACCAUCAUCAGCAUCAGCAGCAGCAUCAGCAUCACCACAGGUUCUGUGUGGGGUUGAGGGGUUCUGCAUCGGAUGGAACAUUGGCAGGGAUCAGGGCUCCGUCUGGGACGCGAGGCCUCUGUCUGUCGAGCGUUUUUUAGACUCUGACGGCAGUAAACGGGGUUACGCAUCACUGCUGUGGCUA
This is a messenger RNA of Lethenteron reissneri (Far Eastern brook lamprey), 2157 nucleotides long. RefSeq names its product rhomboid domain containing 3 (gene RHBDD3). The record is from RefSeq and is a predicted model, not a curated record. NCBI's taxonomy places the organism in Eukaryota, Metazoa, Chordata, Hyperoartia, Petromyzontiformes, Petromyzontidae. Gene Ontology annotation, molecular function: protein binding.